Messenger RNA from Dictyostelium purpureum, 1863 nucleotides. RefSeq lists its product as uncharacterized. The transcript has 3 exons. Gene Ontology annotation, biological process: poly(A)+ mRNA export from nucleus. Bases 1 to 1719 code for a protein of 572 amino acids. Gene Ontology annotation, cellular component: nucleus. NCBI's taxonomy places the organism in Eukaryota, Evosea, Eumycetozoa, Dictyosteliales, Dictyosteliaceae. The record is from RefSeq and is a predicted model, not a curated record.
AUGGAAACAGAAAAUAAUUCAAAUACAGUUGUUGAAGAAACAAAAACAACAGUUGAAGAAUCACCAAAAGUAGAAGGGUCAAACAAUUCUACUCAAUCAACUAAUGACGAAAAUAAUGAAACAACAGGCGAGGAUGAAGAUUCAAUUAAAAAAGUUCAACGUAAGAAUAAUAGUGCAAUGUUUGAUGAAGAAGAAGAAGAAGAAGAAGAAAUUUAUAGUACUCAAAAUCCACCAAAAAUAAAUAGAGAGGAAGAAUCAGCAGUUGAAAAGUCUUUAGAUGAAGAUGAUAAUGAAAAUGAAAAUGAAAACGAAAACGAAAAUGAUAAUGAAAAUGAAAAUGAAAACGAAGAGGAGACAAAUGAUGAAGAAGGCGGCGAAAAGAAAGAAACCAAAGAAGAAAGAAAAGAAAGAAAGAAAAGAGAAAAAUUAGCAAAAAAAGAGGCAAAAGCAGCAAAGAAAGCCGAAAAAAAAGCAAAGAAAGCAGCAAAGAAGGCCGAGGAAGGUGAAGGUAAAGAUUUAGAGGAAACAGUUAAAAAGACCGAUGGUGAUUUAGAUUUUGAUGAUGAAGAAGAAAAUCAAGCAGUUGAUGAAAAUGAUGAAGAAGGUGGCGAAAAGAAACAUAAGAGACUUGGUAGAAUGAAGAAAUUAAAGAAAUUAAAUCAAGAUGACAGCACAGAUAACAUUGAAGACGAUGAUAUAGAAAUGGGCGAAACAAAGAAAAAGAGAAAGAAAGACGAUGAUGAAGAUUACAAAGAUGAGGAUGAUGAAGAGCAACCAGCAGAAGAUAAUGGCGAUGAUGGUAAUGGCGAUGAAAUGGAAGAAGAGGAUGAGGAUGGUUCACCAAAGAAGAAAAGCAAGAAAAGCAAAAAGGCCAAAAAAGCAAAAAAAGAAAAAGCACCAAAAGAACCAAAACCAAAAAAACAAAAGGCCGAUGAUGAUUUUAUCAAGAAACCUGCUCGUAGAAAUGUUGAUGUUAAAAGUUAUUUAGAUAAAGAAUCUGGUUCAGUUGAUAGACUCAUUAUUGAUAUGAAAGAAGCUUGUCAAAAGGAUAAAGUUGCAAAUAGAAGCAGACAACCAGCACUCAAUAAAACCCAAUUAUUACAAUCAAUCGACAAAUUAUGUUCAAAUAAAUAUUUACUCCCACUUCUCGUAGAAAAGGGAAUCUAUGAGGUUAUUGGCGAUUGGUUAAAACCAUUACCAGAUGGCAGUUUACCAAACCAAAGAGUAAAAGAAGUUUUAUUAAAAGUUCUCCUCAACCUUCCAGUUGGUGAAUUUGGUGGUCCAAAUAAAGAUCUUGAUAAAUCAAUUUAUAAUAUUCAACGUAAUCCAAGCGAAACUGCCUCACUUAAGAAACUUGCAUUCGAUAUUCACGAUAAAUGGCACAACCCAAAUGUAAACUAUAAAAAUGAUUAUAAUGCAGUUCAUGUCGAUUUAAGCUCAGUUCAUAACCCAAUGAAAAAGAAUUCAGAUGCACUUUUAACUAAAAACAAUACUGAUAUCUAUUUACCAGAACAUAUCAAACAUGCCUCGGGUUGUCAAAAAGUUAAAUUAGAUUAUGUAAACAGACCAGUUGGUAUUGUUUCAAAACCAAUCAACUCACCAGUUAGAACUAUUAACAGAAUUGAUAAAGAAAUAGAAAAGAAAUUAAAGAAAACAGUACAAAGAGGAAGUGGUCGUGCUCAAGAGAUAUCAGUUGAAGGUAGAAAACUCAUUUUGUAAAAUUUAAUAUUCGUUUAUAAAAAAAAAAAAAUAGAAAAAAUACAAUGCACAAUACUUUUGUCAUAUAUUUAUUUUUAUGUUAAAAUAAACUUUUUUUUUUUUAAAAAAAUAAACUUUUGGUAUUCAUUCCAUUUUAAAUAAUAU